ACCACUCCACCAUAUCCUCACCUACCACUUCCUCACGGCAAUAAUCUGAAUCAAUCACAGCCGUUAAUUUUCCCAUCUUUCUUGGAUUCACAUGGACUCAUCUACUCGUCCUAGUCCACCCCCAGCAGUAAUCUCCCCCGUCCAUCACAAUCAACUUCCGAACACUCAGUUCGGUUCGGUGGAUCGACGGUUCAGAUGCAAGCCCACCGUCCACUGUCAGAAAAUUCCUCACCAAACCCGCCCUUUCCCCCUCUUUUGUUUUUCCCACCAACCCCAGUACGUUGUUCUUCCGCUUUAAAAAAUUGGGUUGGGUUGUGGUGCAAUACAACCUUCCCAAAACCCAGAAACCGAUUCCGCAUUUUCAAUGGCGAAUACGUUGCAGAGUUGCUCAUCAAGCGUUUCUAAUUUAGUUUCCAAAAGCCGUUUUCUUGGAGGCGAUUUGGGUUCAGAGAGUCGCUGCUUCGGAUCCAUAUCUUUCCCUUCCAAGCUUCCCACUCUUCCUAAUAAAUCUUGUAAGAGUACAAGAAUGGCUGCAGUUGUGAAGGCAGUGAGCGGUUUUGAUCAACCUGAAGUUGAUCUGUCGUUGAGCCCCAGAGUGAAUUCUGUAAAACCUUCAAAGACAGUGGCUAUAACUGAUCAGGCAACAGCUCUUGUGCAAGCUGGAAUCCCAGUUAUUAGAUUAGCAGCAGGAGAACCUGAUUUUGAUACUCCAGUUGCAAUAGCAGAGGCUGGGAUAAAUGCUAUUCGUGAAGGUUAUACAAGGUACACUCCGAAUGCAGGAACUUUAGAAGUUCGUGAAGCAAUAUGUCGUAAGCUGAAAGAGGAGAAUGGAAUCUCUUAUACACCUUAUCAGAUUUUAGUUAGCAAUGGAGCCAAGCAGAGUAUUAUUCAAGCAGUGCUUGCAGUUUGUUCCCCAGGAGAUGAGGUAAUAAUUCCUGCUCCAUUUUGGGUGAGUUAUCCAGAAAUGGCAAGGUUGGCUGAUGCAACACCUGUGAUUCUUCCGACAUUGAUAUCUGAAAAUUUUCUGUUGGAUCCAAAACUCCUUGAAUCAAAACUUACUGAAAGGUCAAGGCUGUUGAUUUUAUGUUCUCCAUCCAACCCAACAGGUUCUGUUUACCCCAAGAAUUUGCUUGAACAGAUUGCCCAAAUUGUAGCGAGGCAUCCCAGGCUUCUGGUGCUGUCUGAUGAAAUAUAUGAGCACAUAAUUUAUGCACCAGCAACGCACACAAGCUUUGCAUCUUUGCCAGGCAUGUGGGAGAGGACACUGACAGUCAAUGGCUUUUCUAAGGCCUUUGCAAUGACUGGUUGGCGACUUGGAUAUCUUGCUGGUCCUAAACACUUUGUUUCAGCAUGUGGAAAGAUACAGAGUCAGUCCACUUCAGGUGCCUGUAGUAUAUCACAGAAAGCAGCUGUAGCUGCAUUAGGACUUGGCUAUGCUGGUGGGGAGCCAGUUGCUGCAAUGGUGAAAGCAUUCAGGGAGAGAAGAGAUUUCUUGGUUAAAAGCUUCAGUGAGCUGGAUGGUGUUAAAAUCUCAGAGCCCAAGGGAGCUUUCUAUCUCUUCAUUGAUUUCAGCUCUUACUAUGGGGCAGAGGCUGAAGGAUUUGGAAUAAUUGAGAAUUCAGAGUCCCUUUGCCGGUACCUGCUCGACCAGAGUCAGGUUGCCCUCGUCCCGGGGGAUGCAUUUGGAGAUGAUACCUGCAUUCGCAUUUCAUAUGCUGCAUCUCUCACCACUCUACAGGCAGCUGUGGAGCGAAUUAAGAAGGCACUUAGCCCUCUCAGGCGUGCUGUCCAUGUUUAGUUUCAGUGAAAAAAGUUAUGAUGUACUUUUUCUGGACUUCACCAUUUUGUAUUUGUAAAAAUUAAAUGUAGAUUAAUGGUUAUGUGUUCGACAAAUAAAAUUAACUUUUCAAGUGCUGUAUCGAAUUGUUUAUACAUGCAACAAAAAAGGACAUUAAUCUGUAUUGUUUUUGACAUUGGCAUUGGUGCAUUUAUUCCAUACAAUUUGUAUGAUAAACUUUUCUUAUAA
Ziziphus jujuba (common jujube) is the source of this 2026-nucleotide messenger RNA. RefSeq names its product bifunctional aspartate aminotransferase and glutamate/aspartate-prephenate aminotransferase. NCBI's taxonomy places the organism in Eukaryota, Viridiplantae, Streptophyta, Magnoliopsida, Rosales, Rhamnaceae. Bases 365 to 1798 code for a protein of 477 amino acids. The record is from RefSeq and is a predicted model, not a curated record. Gene Ontology annotation, molecular function: catalytic activity; pyridoxal phosphate binding. The transcript is spliced from 10 exons. Gene Ontology annotation, biological process: biosynthetic process.